Molecule: messenger RNA, 1010 nt
Organism: Aureobasidium pullulans EXF-150
Lineage: Eukaryota; Fungi; Ascomycota; Dothideomycetes; Dothideales; Saccotheciaceae
Exons: 1
Coding region: 12-863 (283 amino acids)
Source: RefSeq, a predicted model, not a curated record
UAUCAAGCCGAAUGGAGAAACGUAAGAUUUCCAAACUUCGCGAGAGCGAAUUCUCAAAAAGCAGUCCUCCCUUCUCGCCAUCUAGUCCGCCCUUCUCACCACCUCGGGCAUCCGAUCACCUACUACGAUCAGGAAGCCCGAAUAUUUUGGUAUCUUCCCAAUCACCUGAGCGGAGGCGGCCGUCACAGAGAAGCUCACGCUACAGCGCUACACCAUGGUCUCCACCAAAAUCUAAUCCAUCCCCGGGCGUGUUUGACAAACCCUCAGCACAGUCCACUGCUCUUGCGCAGACUAACGCACAAGUAUCACCCGCGUUCCUCCAGUCCGAUCAAUCCGCUUUGCUCCAAGCGCCAAACCCAUCCUUACGCAGACCUGCGGUUCACGGUUGGGACAUUCGGUCGACCCACACAACACCCCGCUAUACCCUUGCACCACAACCCCUCCCGAUGAAAACGAAGCCUAGUUAUGGUAGUAGGAACCACGUUCAUCCAUUGACACCGAAUCACGCCAUACGGACCUCGCUGGGCUACGGCAUCGCAAAUAUUGGUGCAGGCUCUGCGCCUCGAGAGAUAGCUCCCUCUCUGACGAAAGCAGAAAAUCGCUAUAUGAAUCAAACAAUCUCGGCUGAUUACACUGGGGGCGACGACAUUGUGAUGAAAAUAAAACUAUGCGCCUUGGAUACAGGAUUGCAGCGUCGCCAUCACAGUCACGGAUUGGGUUCGCAUGCGAGCUUCGAGAGCAGUUCUACGUUCGGGUCUUCUGCCAUUCCUCGCUUCACACCUUCACCGAUCGAACGCAUUAGUCACCAGACAUACCAAGACCUCAGAAUCCGUAACGUAAGGCCAGGAUAUGGAAAUCGUUGAAAGCGUAGUAUAGUCGAGAAGCUUGGUGUCGCCCACGACGGGGCAUUUUGUAAAGACAGUGUCAUCGAUGGCGACAUCCGCUAGGCGGUUAUAAACUUCCGUUCCCAUUUGCAUCAUAAGCAUACGAGCGGUUGUGUGUUCUCCGGG